CGGGAGGGCCCGGCCCGUCAGACAGUCAGCUCGGUGGGGCUGGGGAAAGCGUCGAUACUGGCGAUGGCAGCUGCCGAGUGCGGUGUCCGCGGCGGCGGCGCUGAUCGCGGCUUCUCUCCCGCUUUUCCUGCCACAGAUGUACCAGAAGGAGGCGGAGAUCCUGGAAGAGCUGAACCGGCUCACAGGCACCAGCCUCCGGCCCUUGACCGCGGGCCUCUUCUAAGGAAGCUGCGCCGGGGACCCCGUGGCCACCACUUCCCGCCCCGAAGGGCCGGUCCGCCGCUGGGGCCGCCCCGGACGUGGCGCGCCGCGGGAAUGGCGGCGGCAGCUCCCUGUCGUUGUCUUCUAUCUCUGCUGCUGUUGCUGGCUGUAGCUGCGCUCGGCCUCCCGCCGCCCAUCGCCGCCCAGCCGCCGCACGCCGCUCUUCGCGCCGGCCACGCUGCCUCUUCGCUGCCCGCUGCCGCCGCCGCGCCGCGCCUGAGAUACCUUUUGUAUGAUGUGAAUCCCCCUGAAGGCUUCAACCUCCGCAGAGAUGUCUACAUUCGCAUUGCUUCCCUUCUAAAGACCUUGCUGAAAAGUGAAAACUGGGUGUUAGUUCUGCCUCCCUGGGGACGUCUUUAUCAUUGGCAGAGCCCUGACAUCCUUCAAGUCCGGAUCCCUUGGUCUGAGUUUUUUGAUCUGCCAAGCCUCAACAGGAACAUCCCUGUCAUUGAAUAUGAGCAGUUCCUUGCAGAGUCAGGUGGGCCCUUUAUUGAGCAGAUUUAUGUCCUACAAAGCUAUGCAGAAGGAUGGAAAGAAGGAGCGUGGGAAGAAAAAAUAGACGAAAGGCCAUGCAUUGAGCAGCUUAUGUACUCCAAAGACAAACAGGACUACUACAGGGGAUGGUUCUGGGGUUAUGACGAAACAAGGGGCCUAAAUCUUUCUUGUCUGUCUGUCCAAGGAUCUGCCUCUAUUGUGGCUCCCAUCCUUUUGAAGAACACUUCAGCACAGUCAGUGAUGUUAGACAGAGCUGAAAACCUUCUUCAUGACCACUACGGAGGGAAAGAUUAUUGGAAUACCCGUAGGAGCAUGGUGUUUGCUAAACACCUCCGUGUAGUAGGAGACGAGUUUAGAAACAAGUAUCUGCAAUCCACAGAUGAGGCAGACAGGACUCAUUACAAGGAGGACUGGACACAGAUGAAGGUUAAGACGGGAACAGCUCUAGGUGGUCCAUACCUUGGGGUUCAUCUCAGAAGGAAAGACUUCAUUUGGGGUCACAGAGAAGAUGUACCUUCCCUGGAAGGAGCAGUAGCGAAAAUCCACAGCCUCUUGGAGAUGCAUAAACUUGAGAAAGUUUUUGUAGCCACUGAUGCUGUCGAGGAGGAGAUUGAAUUACUCAAGGAACUGCUGCCUGAGAUGGUGAGGUUUGAACCCUCUUGGGAGGAGCUAGAACUCUACAAAGAUGGGGGGUUGGCUGUGAUUGACCAGUGGAUCUGCGCACAUGCAAGGUAUUUUAUAGGCACCUCAGUUUCAACAUUUUCCUUCAGGAUCCACGAGGAAAGGGAGAUCCUGGGAUUUGAUCCAAAAACAACUUACAACCGAUUUUGUGGUGAAAAAGAGAAAAACUGUGAGCAGCCAACUCACUGGAAAAUUGUAUACUAAACUAUAGAGAAAUCCAAGGACUUCAGUACUGGUGAGCUCAGAAAAAAAAGGAAAAACUGGGGAAACAGCUGUCUUUGACCAAACUACAACUUAGUCCUCCACCCUCUUCUCACUGUUUACCUGACAUUUGAGUUUUGAAGCAAUAUUCAUCUUCUUAGCCAGGCAUUCAGCAAGAAAAAAGACAUCAGCCUGGGAUCCAGUGCUCAGCAUAGCUAGAAUUAGAGGACAAUACCAGACACUGCAACUGAGACUUGAAAGGCAAAACUUUGUGUGGCGGCUCCUGAAGACUCUUGGUGGCUUGAGACACAUCUGCCAACAGAACUGUGUUCCGUCCAACCCAGGUGCUCAUGACAGAAAUCAUAGCAUCGUUAAGGUUGGAAAAGACCUCUAAGAUCAUCAAGUCCAGCUGUCAACACUACCAUGACCACUAAAUCAUAUCCCCAGGUGUCAUGUCUACAACAUUUUUUAACCCCUCCAGGGACAGUGGCUCCACCCUGUUCCCUGGCAGCCUGUUCCAAUGCUUGAUACUCUUUCAGUAAAGACAUUUUUUUCUAAUAGCCAAUCUAAACCUCCCCUGGUGCAACCUAAGGCCAUUUUCUCUCGUCCCAUCACUUGAUACUAGGGAGACCAAUCUCCAUCUUGCUACAACCUCCUUUCAGGUAGCUGUAGAGAGCAAUAAGGACUCCCCUCAGUCUUCUCCAUGCUAAACAACCAGUCAGCACUGGCUCUCUGUGCUCCUUCAAAUCUUUUCCCCCUGUGCCAUAAUCCACUCAAGUAGUAAUACAUUGGUCACACCUGGCCUUCCAGAUCUUUCAACAGCUUUGUUGCCCUUCUUUGUCUUUCUUCUUGUGAGGACCCUUAAACUAAACACAGUACUCAAGGUGUGGCCUCACUGAUACUGAGUAUAGGGGAAUAAUCACUUCUCUGGUCUUGCUGGCCACACUAUUUCUGUUACAGGCCAGGAUGCUGCUGGCUCAUAUUCAGCCAGCUCAUGUUCAGCUGGCUGUACACCAGCACCCCUGGAUCAUUUUCUGCCAGGUAGCUUUCCAGCCACUCUUCCCCAAGCCUGUAGUAUUGUACAGGGUUGUUGUGACCCGAGUGCCAGGCCUGGCCUUUGGCCUUGUUAAACCUCAUACAAUUGAGGUCAGCCCAUCAAUCCAGCCUCUCCAGAGCCCUCCUAACCUCAAGCAGAUCAACACUUCUGCUCAGUGUAGUGUCAUCUGUGAAAAAUUUGCAUUUCAUGGCCUUUUUUAUCAUAGGACUAGGCAAAGCUCCCAGUGUUCCCUCUGUUAUUAUCUGGUGUUCUUUGCCAUCAUGGGUCGUAUAUACUGUGAAUCUAAGGCAGCAUUCUGUUAGGAUACAUCCUGUGUUGCAAACAUCACAUGGUUGUGACCAUUCCAGUGCUAGGAUAAUUUCAGGAACUUUGUAACAUCUUGGAGACACCGAAGCGCUGUGAUGCGACAUCACCAUAACGUUAUGUUUUGACAUGUGGAUUUUCUUAGCAUGCAUUCAUCACACUUCAAUUUGAGUGUGCUCAGUUUCUAGACAGUCAGAUGUCACAAAUAAAACAUUUUCCAGUUUCAAA
Pogoniulus pusillus (Red-fronted tinkerbird) is the source of this 3226-nucleotide messenger RNA. RefSeq names its product protein O-fucosyltransferase 2 (gene POFUT2). Gene Ontology annotation, biological process: protein O-linked glycosylation via fucose. The transcript has 9 exons. Gene Ontology annotation, molecular function: peptide-O-fucosyltransferase activity. NCBI's taxonomy places the organism in Eukaryota, Metazoa, Chordata, Aves, Piciformes, Lybiidae. The coding region runs from base 64 to 1641 and encodes 525 amino acids. The record is from RefSeq and is a predicted model, not a curated record.